UCUCGUCCCCACCCCGCUCGCUCUGCCCUUUCUGCACUGUCAUCUGCCCCGGAGAGGCUCAGCUCCGGAGUGGACGCUCCGGACUACAAGCCCGGCUCCACCCAGCAGGGAGGGAAAAGAAACAGAUUGGGCAGAAUCCCGUGCCUCACCACCAGCACCGGAGCUCGAAGCCCAAACAUGGGCAACACGCAGGAGCGGCCAUCGGAGACUAUUGACCGGGAACGGAAACGGCUGGUGGAGACUUUGCAGGCUGACUCUGGGCUGCUGCUGGACGCGCUGGUGGCUCGGGGCGUCCUCACGGGGCCCGAGUAUGAAGCCUUGGAUGCGCUGCCUGAUGCAGAGCGCAGGGUGCGCCGCCUGCUGUUGCUGGUGCAGAGCAAGGGCGAGGCAGCCUGCCAGGAGCUACUGCGCUGUGCCCAGCAUACUGUAUGCAUGCCAGACCCCGCCUGGGAUUGGCAGCACGUGGGGCCUGGCUACCGGGACCGCUGUUAUGACCCUCCAUGCCCGGGCCACUGGACGCCUGAGGCACCAAGUUCAGGGACCACAUGUCCUGGGCUGCCCAGAGCUUCAGAGCAAGAGGAGGUCGGAGGUCCCGAGGGCUCUGAGGCAGUGCAAUCUGGAACUCCGGAGGAGCCAGAAAUAGAAGCCGAAGCCUCUGAAGGAGAUGGCCCAGACCUGGAGCAACAAAUGGAUCCAGAGCCAGAGGCUGCAGUAGAACUAGAGGCUGAGCCGGUGCCGGAGCCUGAGCCUGAGCCUGAGGAGCCAGAGCUUGAGCAGGAGCCGGAGCCAGAGCCCGACUUCCAAGAGGAUGAAUCUGAAGAUUCCUGAAGGCCUGAAUCCUGACCUGUCCAAAUCCUACUCAAGCUGGAUAAGACCUGGGAACCUGCCAGAACUUGACCCAAUGCGCCAAGACUCUGCUUACUGCAAAAUGAAUAAACCUGGAAGGGUUAGGCUGGCCCUGACUCUCCAUAACUCUGGCUCUUUGCUCAAGAACUGAGGGUGGGCAUGGGUCUGAAUCCCACUGACCUGAGCACGAUUGUGUGAAAUACUCCCGAACCCCUCAACCACAUUCACUCCCCAAAAUAGCCCAAGCUGUAUAUCUGGAGAUCUUAGGCCCAGGGCCCUCAUGGAAUCUGACCCCUGCCCCACUGCUUUUUUUUUCCUUUCAGGAGCCAUUUGGCAGCCCAUGUAGGUAAGUUUUGCUCUAUGGAAAUCACUAGGCUUGGUGUGUUGAGCAAACGAAGGAGGGUGUCUGUCCACUUGAAAAGGAGUCUGGGAGCUCACAGCAUUGAAGGGGGAACAUGAGAGGGACCUUGAGUAGACUGAGGCCACACACAUCACUGUACUGCUGUUUAAUUAUCCGGCUUUCCUCUGGACUGGAAGUGCGGGGGGAGGGGGGGGAGGGUCUAACCAGUCACAGACAUACACAAGGAGCUCU
Molecule: messenger RNA, 1438 nt
Organism: Psammomys obesus (fat sand rat)
Lineage: Eukaryota; Metazoa; Chordata; Mammalia; Rodentia; Muridae
Gene: Nol3
Product: nucleolar protein 3
Exons: 4
Coding region: 178-828 (216 amino acids)
Biological process (GO): negative regulation of release of cytochrome c from mitochondria; negative regulation of extrinsic apoptotic signaling pathway; negative regulation of intrinsic apoptotic signaling pathway
Cellular component (GO): mitochondrion
Molecular function (GO): cysteine-type endopeptidase inhibitor activity involved in apoptotic process; death effector domain binding; death receptor binding
Source: RefSeq, a predicted model, not a curated record